UAUACUAUCGCAAUAAGUUCACAAAAGUUCCUUAAAUUGUUCUAUCAUUUCCACAUUUCAACUCACACUAUUCUCACAUCUCUCUUUCCAUCUCUCUCCCUCAUAUACCUAGCUAGAGAGGGAAGAUAAUUCUAACCAACAUGGUACAAUCAAAGAAAUUCAGAGGUGUCAGGCAACGCCAUUGGGGCUCUUGGGUCUCUGAGAUUCGUCAUCCAUUAUUGAAAAGGAGGGUGUGGUUAGGAACAUUUGAAACAGCUGAAGAAGCUGCUAAAGCAUAUGAUGAAGCAGCAGUUUUGAUGAGUGGAAGAACUGCAAAAACCAACUUUCCAAUUAACAUGGAAAAUAAAAUUUCAUCUUCGAGUUCAAGUUCGAGUUCGAGUUCUUCGAAAGCGUUUUCUGCAGUUCUGAGUGCAAAGUUAAGGAAGUGUUGCAAGUUUCCUUCACCUUCACUCACAUGCUUGAGACUUGAUGCAGAGAAUUCGAACUUCGGUGUGUGGCAGAAAGGCGCGGGUCCUCGUUCCGAAUCAAAUUGGAUUAUGAUGGUUGAGUUAGAAAGGAAGAAAAGUGAUUCUGUGGCUGAGAAAGUAAAGCCAGAAGAGGAAUUAUGUAAGAAUGGUUUGGAUGAUGAACAGAAAGUUGCUUUGCAGAUGAUAGAAGAACUUCUCAACAGAAACUAAAUCAAUGCUUUCACUUUCAUGUGUGGGACUCAUUGAAAGGAGAGUUUAAUUUGAAGUUCCAUGAUGUUUGUACUUGUCUUUGUUUGUUUGUCAUAUGUAGGAGUGUGUUUUAUGAUGAUUCAUAUCUUGUGUUUUACUGUUUAGUUUACCACAUGUGUAACUGCCUAUAAGCUAAAGUUAUAAUUUUAUGUUCUCUGUUAAAAAAAUUAUAUAUAUUUAGUUAACUAAU
Messenger RNA from Vicia villosa (hairy vetch), 906 nucleotides. RefSeq names its product ethylene-responsive transcription factor WIN1-like. Gene Ontology annotation, biological process: regulation of DNA-templated transcription. Lineage: Eukaryota; Viridiplantae; Streptophyta; Magnoliopsida; Fabales; Fabaceae. The transcript is spliced from 2 exons. The coding region runs from base 141 to 677 and encodes 178 amino acids. Gene Ontology annotation, molecular function: DNA-binding transcription factor activity; DNA binding. The record is from RefSeq and is a predicted model, not a curated record.